Messenger RNA from Eleginops maclovinus (Patagonian blennie), 823 nucleotides. RefSeq lists its product as uncharacterized. NCBI's taxonomy places the organism in Eukaryota, Metazoa, Chordata, Actinopteri, Perciformes, Eleginopidae. Gene Ontology annotation, biological process: dolichol-linked oligosaccharide biosynthetic process. The record is from RefSeq and is a predicted model, not a curated record. The transcript has 4 exons. Bases 166 to 660 code for a protein of 164 amino acids. Gene Ontology annotation, molecular function: hexosyltransferase activity.
CGGUUGUAGCUCCAGGCCUCGCGGCGGCAGCAGCACGUAUUUUCACGGAUCAGAAUGUGACGUCACCAUUCUAAUGCGGAAGUGGCUGUCAGGAUGAGAUGAGACGAGCCGUGAGAAAAGCCUGUUAAGUGUUUAAACUUAUACCAAAUAUUGAGAUAAGCAGCUAUGAAGACUGUGUUUGUUACUGUCGGCACCACGAGCUUCGAUGAGCUCAUUGAAAGUAUCACGAGUCCAGAGACCGUUCAGGCUUUGAAGGCUCGUGGAUAUGAGCGUUUAGUCCUUCAGGUUGGGAGAGGGUCUCUUCUUCCAUCUGCUGACAGCUGUCCGCACAUCACACUGGAGGCUUAUCGAUUCAAAGACUCGAUAGCAGAAGACAUCAAGUACGCCGACCUCGUCAUCAGCCACGCAGGAGCAGGAAGUUGUUUGGAGUCGCUCGGUGCCGGAAAAUCUCUGCUGGUCGUCAUCAACAACAAACUGAUGAACAACCACCAGCUGGAGAUGGCCAGACAGCUGCAUAUGGACUCCCACUUGUUGUACUGCUCAUGCAGCACCCUGACAGAAACUCUGAGGAUGAUGAAUCUCUCCGUUCUACAGCCCUUUUUGCCUGGACAGCCCAAGAACUUUGCAAAUUUCCUCGAUAAAGCCCUUGGUGUUCAGUGAAACUCUACUGGACUGCUUGUUUUCUGUUACAUAAUUAUAUUUGUUCAAAUAGGUAGUAGAUUGUGAUAUCUGGUCCUUUUUAUUUUGUUUGUACAGCAAACUUUUGAAUAAUUGAGUGCUUGUUUGAAAUGUUGUAUAUUAAAAUAAUAAUAUAUUAUAUUAA